Molecule: messenger RNA, 1836 nt
Organism: Ostrea edulis (European flat oyster)
Lineage: Eukaryota; Metazoa; Mollusca; Bivalvia; Ostreida; Ostreidae
Exons: 10
Coding region: 256-1413 (385 amino acids)
Molecular function (GO): D-cysteine desulfhydrase activity
Source: RefSeq, a predicted model, not a curated record
AGUUAUCCUGUUUGAAUUUCAACAAAGUAAAUAAAGUUUUAUUAGACGGCAGUCUAAGAUAAUCGGAGAAAUAGUCGUGAAAAAAUGUAGGUGACAGUAUCUUUUCACAAUACAGGUAAUUUUAGUAGUCCUACCUUAUGCUGUUUGAUAGUCUGUCAGUGGGUCGUUUAUCUCGCUCGGGACGUUAUAUACAGAAGUAGGUCGCAGGUAUACACCAUAGGCCAUCACGCAACGUCAAGAUAUCUUGAAGAUAAAAUGGACUCAGAAUGUGUUGUAAAUGGUAGCAUGGCAGCAUCUUCCUCAUCAAUGUUGUCUAGAUUGAAGGUGUUUGUUCCACCAAUAUGGGCUCAAGGUCUUCAACACAUCCCUAAGUUCAUGAUACCACUUAGCCACAAAAAUAAUCAAAUAAAUUCCUGGAAUCUUCCUGGUGUUCCGGAGUCAUUUCAUGUAUUUCUCAGGCGAGAGGAUACCGACGGAACAGCCAUUGCAGGAAAUAAGGUCAGAAAACUUGAAUUCUUAUUGGCUGAUGCAGUGUCUAAGAACUGUAAACAUGUGAUAACUUGUGGUGGAAUCCAGUCCAAUCAUUGUAGGAUUACUGCUUUAGCUGCCAGAGAAUUAGGAAUGACUCCACAUCUAAUCCUCAGGGCUGAUGUUAAGAAUGUAGAUGAUGUUGGUUGUGAAGGCAAUGUUUUACUUAACCGAAUGUGUGGUGCUCAUAUGUACAUGGUGCCUAAAUCAUCCCCCUACCACACGGAAUUGAACCCGCGAAUGGAAAAGCUGGCUAAAGCUAUUCGAGAGAAGACAGGAGAAGAGAGCUACUUAAUUCCUGUGGGUGGAUCCAAUACUGUAGGAAUGUUUGGGUUCCUUAUGGUUUUCGAAGAAAUGCAGUCUUCUAUAUCAGAUAUCACAGACAUUGUGGUGACUUGUGGAAGUGGAGGAACAGUUGCUGGAUUAUGUAUAGCCAAUCAUCUCACAGGAUCAAAGUUCAAAGUACAUGCAAUGACAGUGAGUGAUGAUGCCAAAUACUUCCAUAAUCAUAUCAAUGAGACACUAUCAGAACUUGGACUGACCGAGGUCAGAUCAGAGGAUAUUCUAGAUAUCAUAGAUGGCUAUAAAGGCCGGGGUUAUGGUCUUUCAACUGAGGAAGAAUUGGAAUUCAUUAUGGACACUGGGGCAAAAACAGGAGUGAUUCUAGAUCCCACAUACACUGGGAAAGCUGCCCGAGGCCUAGUGUCCGAGCUCCAAAACAAUCCUCAGAGAUUCCAGGGAAAUAAAAUUCUAUUCGUUCAUACAGGAGGAAUGUAUGGACUUUUCGAUGGUCGGAUCAAUCGUCUCUUACAAGAAAGAAAAACACCAAAUAGCAGUGUCGUUCAUUUGUGGAGUGACAAAUGUGACGCCAUAAGCAUUAGUUAACAAAGGAUUAUAGAUAAUCUUUUCUAUUAGAUAUAAUUGUUUUUUGUUGAUAAUCACAUUUAACAGCCCAAUGUUUUAAAUAUACAUGGGUCAUACUUGUCAAAUAAUGCAAUAUUACCUCAGGUAUGCUAAUCUGUGACAUUAUUUAUGAAUUAAUAAAUUGAAAGUUUUUGUACAUUGUGUACAUAUAUUGCAUGUUUUACGGUAAUGGUUUUGUUUUGAUUUUUCUUUGAUAAACCAUUGUGGAUUUUCAUGCUAAACGGUUUAAACUGACAUAGCAAAUUUUAUGUUGAUAUUUUGUGAAAAGGAGAGAGAAGAUCCACAAUAUUUUCAAUUUACAGGUACUAAUAAGAAAUUUGAUAGCCAAGUAUGUAAUUUAAUUAUAAUAGAACAUGGUACAAAUUAUGUCUUUAUUGUUCUAUA